Molecule: messenger RNA, 6674 nt
Organism: Eriocheir sinensis (Chinese mitten crab)
Lineage: Eukaryota; Metazoa; Arthropoda; Malacostraca; Decapoda; Varunidae
Product: nascent polypeptide-associated complex subunit alpha, muscle-specific form-like
Exons: 4
Coding region: 1231-5817 (1528 amino acids)
Source: RefSeq, a predicted model, not a curated record
GGGCAUUACCAGUAGUAGUUUUAUGACCCUGGUGGUAGUUUGACACUUCCUCUGAACCAUGAACCCGAGAACACCUAUUUGACAAGGCUUUCGCAGGAGUUGUGGGCAUUACCAGUAGUAGUUUUAUGACCCUGGUGGUAGUUUGAUCCUUCCUCUGAACCAUGAACCCAAGAACACCUAUUUGACAAGGCUUUCGCAGGAGUUGUGGGCAUUACUAGUAGUAGUUUUAUGACCCUGGUGGUAGUUCGACACUUCCUUUGUACCUUGAACCUGAAGGAACACACAUAAGAACCCGACUGACCCCCUCUUUGACCGUUCGAAAGAGAUGAUGUGAGAAGCGAAAGUGUCUUGUCAUACCGACCAAUUGUCUCUGUGUUGCAUGAUUUAUAUUUUGGGUAACAUCUCCGCCCCUUUACGUUAUCUCUAAGGCAGUAAUAUUAAGCGUCGCGGCGAGGGUCGGCGUCCGUGUUUCUCCUCUGUUGAUAUUUUUACCUGGUCGCAAUUAUCACACCUGAGCGCCGCCACACCUGAGCCCCGCCGCCGUCCAUUGUGUGGGGACCUUAAUGUUUUGAUCGCCACUCACCCAUUAAAAGCCAUCUCACCCCCCGCUCCGUCCUUGCCCCAGCCCCGCUCCGCCCCGCCCCAGGACGCCCCCCACGAGGUCAACCCGCGAGAUGGGAUGCUCCAGGAAUUCCAGGAACAGAGCAAGGCAUCUGGAAGGUCGGGGAUUCCCAGCAUGACAUCACUCCGUUCCCGGGGCUGCUAUCGACCCACCUCGCCGCCCCAGCCCCUCGCCAGGUGUCUUGGCCCCCUCGCCGCCCCCUCGGCCUCCCCCUCGCCUAGUAGAGCCUUUAUGUGCUCGUUGGGGCAGGCACAGCGGGUCGUGUGAGAUGUAUAGGGUUUAGAGGGACGUGGAAGCGAGGAAAAGGACAGGAUAAGGAGCGGAGAGAGGGGAGGCUGGCGGUGCAGGGAGGCGGCGGCCGGAGUCUGCGUGCUGUGCCUGUCCGUCCACGUGAUUCCCGAGCCCCGCCGCAUAUAUACUUCCUCCCUCCAUCUGCUGGCUCAGUUUGUGUCCCGCACGUCCGCCAGCCGACCCCAGCCCAGCAGCGGGACGCGGCAUCUCGUGUGAAUUGCGUCAAUGAAACAUUCAUGGCUUAGACGAGCAGCAGCGAGUCUGGACGCGUGAGGCAACACAGAGGACUCGAGGCUCUGACGGUGGCAGUCUGCGCGAUGGUGGUGUGUCCGUGCGGCGUGAUGGUGCCCUCGCCCGGGGGAGGCCGCGCUCGCCGCGGCCCCAGGACGCCCAGUUGCUUCGACACCUCCGAGACGGUCACCUCGCAGCCCAAGGACAUGGAGGAGCCAGCCUCCGUGGAGAAGCUGACGGCCGCCAGCAACAACGAGCAGGCGGCAGGCCCAGGCAUCCCGCGGCCCCCCUCCAGAAACAACAAGAACAAAGGAGCGGCGAGCAAGGGCGGCGAGGAGGCCAGGAUGGAGCACGCCUCGCGGACCACCCUCGCCCUCGCCACCACGGAGUCCGGCAGGUACGUGGGCACCCGCCCCCUCAGGUCCAACCGCUCGCCCACGCCCACCCUGCAUAGGAUCCCGCUCAAGGCCGCCGCCGACCAGAAGCUGGCGGGGAACGGCCGCCCCAGCAAGCACCUGCCUGCCGUGCGCACCUCCCCCGCCUCGCCCCAGGACCCCCAGGCCGCCCCGGCCCAGCUGCGGGCCAAGGUGCCUCUGGCAGUGCCCAGGACAAGCACAGUGAAUCAGAGGUUUAAUGAACUGAACGUCUCGAACCAGAGAAGGCUACUGAAGCAGGAUCUCGCGCCUCAAGACAAACAACUGCGCAGCGCGAGACCUUCAUCACAGACCCUCGCCAGCCUCGGCCCCCCAGUGUACCAAAACAUUGCCCCCCCGCCCCCCGCCACCCACACCAAGGAAGUUAUCUACGAGAACCUUAAGCCCUAUCUGAGGGGCGGGGCCCAGGGGACACCAACGGGCCCUGCCAAGACCACGGACCCCGCGACCCCCGAGGCCCACUGGGAGUCCGAGGCGAGCACCGUGUGGCUGUCGGAGUCCUGGAAGUACAACACCAUCAAGAAAGCGCCGGACUUCAACAUUUUCGAGAUAUCUGACUUCGAGUCCAACUCAAGCCGAACCACAACGCCCUCACCCCGACGAGGCCAGGCCAAGACCAACACAGCCGAGUCUUCCGACGCCGCCUCCACCACCAGCCGCGGCGGCUCCCCGUCACCGUCGCCGUCAUCGCGGCGGGAGAAGGGGAAGAGGACUCUCCGCAGUCGCCUCCCCAUGUUUGUCCGGGAGAGGAACAGCAAGAACAAGAAGGUUGAGACGAGCCCUAGCCAGAUAGAGAGUCAGGCCUCCCGAGGGGAGAAAAAGCGUGCCCCGCAGACCAAGGGCGCCGGUGAUCCCGCUGGGGUCCACGGGGACAAGGCCCCACGGGCUGGCGAGAAUUGCGCCACAAAUCUCUUGGAGGACAAAGGAUCAAGGGCCUCGAUGAGGCGUCCCGGGGACGCGCCGCCGGACAAAGCCGCCUGUCAGUCACGGGCUGAGGGCGGCGGCUGGAGAGCCUCGAGGAGCCUCUCCAAGACCUCGUCCCGCAACACUGUCAGCGAUUCCUCGGAUAACGAGGACCGAUCACUCAGACGCGGCAGCCCGCGGGGCGACGCCCCCCACGGCGGGGACGCCCACGCCUGGAGACCCGAGGCGUCCACCAGACACACGAAGGGCGUCCCCCGGGGCGCCGCCAGCGACACAUCUGACUACGAGAGCAUCAGCACCUGCGGCUCCUGGCAGGACCUGACGCAGGACCUGGUCAGCGACUCCUCGGACGGCGAGGGCGGGUCGUGGCUCAGCCGGUGGGUGCAGGAGGCCCGCAGCAGAGCCGGGGCGGCCUUGGGCAGCGAGCCGGGGGGCUGGGCGGCGGCGGGGGCCGGGGCGGGGGCGGGGUGGCGGGGGCGCCGUGCAUCACCGGGCUGUUCCCGCGCGUCACCUUUAAUCUCGCCCGCCGCGUCUUUACGGUCCCUCCAACCGGCCCGACCCGACCCCGCGGCCCCCGCGCCCCCGCCCACCCUCACGCCCCCGCCUACCCUCAGGAGGCUCAGAAAGCCCCAGGGGAGCCCCAGGGGCCCCGAUGCGGCCCCGAGGAGGCUCAGUGUGGCUGACCCCCUCUGGGGGCUGAUCUACACCAACAAGGGGGAGGGGAGCGGCGGGGGGCAGCAGGCAGGCCACGCCCACCUCUCCGGCCACAACAACCACGCCCACUCCCCACGCCCCGCCCACCGCAUGGACAAGAGGGGUCGCCCCCACUCCACAAGCCCCGCCCCCUCCCCGCGCCCCGCCUACCCCACCAACCCAAACAACCACCACGCCCACAACUCCACCCACACCAGCCCCAGCGACGCCCCCGCCCAGCCCGCCCACCCCAGCGACGACAACCCCGCCCACGACAACAACCCCGACAAGAACGACCCCACGAGCCCCGCCCACCGCUCCCAGCACCCGAACCACGCCCACCCGGAGAACCAGACCCACACCACCACUCCAGCCUUCAUUAACCGCGCCCACAACCCUACGAGCACCCUCCCAACCCCCACCACCCCCACCUCGACCCCCACCCCCACCCCCACCCCCACCGACCCGAGGACCACUGGGGCAUCACACAAGGGGGUCGCCCAGUGCCCUAUCCACCCCCGGGGCGCCACCACCACCACCACCACCAGCGCCACCACCACCACCCCCAGGAGGCUCCCCCAGCACCGCGGCCUCCACACCCUGCCGCGCCCCCACGUCCGCCCGCCGCCGCCUCCAGAGUCCCCCGCGUCCUGCAGGCGUGAGGGGAGCGCCGCCCCCCGCCCCUCACCCCCGGCAUGGCGGCCUCGCUCCCAGGUGAUCGCAAGUGGCCCUGCAGGUGGCGGCGAAGCGCCGUCGUGGCGCCGAGCCAUCUCCCCCGUGCUGCCGCCCCUGCCCCCGGGGUUGCAGCAGGAACCCCCAGCGCCCCUCCCCUCGAGUCCCGCCUCCCCUGAGAGCGGCGUGGACGUCGCCUCCGUGUGCAUCCUGUCCCUGGACCUGACGCUGGACUGCGGCGGCCAAGGCGACGCGGUCUUCACGCUGGACGACGACACGCAGGCCGCCAAGACCUUAGGCGACGCGCCCCACGACACUACCACGGCAGGCGGCGGCGUGCACGAAGACGCCACCACUGCAAGCCUGACGGCGAGCAGGAGCAGUGUUCCCUUCGACGAGAAGUAUUACGAGAAGGACGACUUUGCACCGUGCCUGCAAGGCGGAGGCGAGGGGCGCGCCGUGCCCCCCGAGGAUGACGACGGCCUUGUCUCGUCUCUGCACCUGCAGAAGGAGGGAGGCGCCUCGCGGCUGGGCGACACCACCGCCGUGCCGGAGGAGGAAGAUGACUUCAUCGAGAUCGACUGUAACGUGCAGCCGAUGGAGGCGCUGAAGCGGCCGCUGGUGUACGGCUACGGCGGCAGCCCUGGCGGUAGGCUGCUGCGGGACGCGGCCCUCAGCGAGAAGCGGCUGUCAAGCGCCUCGAUGGUGUCAGACUACAUAGAGAUGGACCUGGUGGAGGCGGUGCUGUCGGCGACAGUGGGCAAAGACCCCUUGGCAGGCGGCAGCUGCCUGGACCUGAAGGAGACCUACUGGGACCACUGGACGGCGCGGCGUGAGGCGGCGGUCGGCGAGAAGCUGCUGGGCGGCAACCUCCAGGGUUUGGGACGGCCCGGCUGCCCCUCCACCAAGUUCUGCUACGACCCUGAGGUGCUCCUGGCGCAGGUGCGGUGCCCCAAGUCCCUGGAGGAUGCCACAUUCAAGCAGUACUCGGCCUGCGUCAAGUCCCACAUCUACGACCACUUCGGCGCCGUGCAGCAGGGCCUGCGGGAGUACGGCCUGACGCACGUUAGGCCGGACUUCAUGUGCAGCCAGCCGGACCUGCCGGGGCAGCCGCGGGAGGCCGGCGCCUGCCCGCUGGACUAUUCCAGCGAGCCUGAGCUGGCCACUUCGGGGGCGCCGCGCCACGCCGCCAACCCGCUGCCGCCGCCACACUUCAGGGACCGAGAAACCUCCGUGGACUCAGGCACGUGGUCGUACAUGCCGGGCUCCGGGGACUCCACGGCGGAGCCCUCUCCCCGCUCCUGCUUCCCGCCCGAGGCCUUCCCGAGGUCGUCCUCCUCCCUGAGUCACGUCGCGGUGGGCGGCGGCUACGACCCGUGGCUGCACCUGCUGCCGGACGUCACGCCGCCCAGGACGCCGCGGCACAGUUUCUUCAACCCCGCCGCCUCGCCAGUGGUCACCUCAACCCCAGCCUCCCCCAGCCCCUCCCGCUGCUCCAGGACCUCCCGCUGCUCCAGGACCUCCACGAACCAGGAAUCCCGCGUCCCCCGCCGCCCCAGCGUCCCCGCCCCUCCACCGCCAGCACCCCGCCAGCCCAGCACCCCUAAGAAGUCCUUCCUCCCCAGCCUGGCCACGGUCAUGCGCUCCCCCUUGAGGAGACAAAACAGAGACAAGGACGCGGAGAACACAGGAGGAGGAGGAGGAGGAGGAGGAUCAUCUCUACCCCCUCCAGUACCUCAUCUCUCCAUACAGAAUCGGAGGCUAACCAACAUAUCCUCCAAGUCUUCCUCGUCCUCCAAAUCCUCCUCGUCCUCGUCCUCGUCUUCGUCGGCCUCCAGCAAGGACAGCGUGAUGACCGUUAUCCCGGCGCCUGCGAACCAGCGAACCCGAGGCGCCAAGUGGUUCAUGAAGCACUUCGGUGGCGCUAAGAGCAGGAUGGCGGCGGUGUGAGCAGCUUAGAGGCUUCGAAAUCCCUAUCUAAAAGCUUUUACUAGUGGCCAAAGGUUUGAGAGGACAGCACAGUACCUAUGACUUCACGUUUACUGAUAAUGGGAUCCAGGAGUGAGUCAAGCUACCUGAUCUUACUCGUUUGAUUAAGACUUUUACACGACUUCCAGUAUUUAGACUUCGCAGGAUCCGAAACAGUGAACGAAACAAGCGUUGGAAUCUAUAACGAUAAUUAGAUAUGGGAAUAAAGAAAAAAUAUCCAUGGCUCAAGAUAAUAUAAAGAAGAAUCGAUGAAUGUGAUGGUUUUGAUCGCUCUGAGGUUUAUGGAGAGGAACUUAAUCUUGGACUAAUGGAAUGGACAACAGAGAUAACAGACGGCAAACAGAGAGAGAGAGAGCAAACAGGAGCUGGUCUCAGUCUGUGUUCAUAGGUGUUUGAGAGCUGACGUGUGUGUGUAUGUACGUGUGUGUGUGUGUGUAUGUGUGUUUUGUAAGAUACUAGUGUGCACAUUAUACCCAGUGAAAGACAAUGCAAUGGAUUUUAAACCGAUAAAACUUCGACAUUACCUUUUUUUUAAUUAUCUCUCUAGAAGUAAGAGGAGUAAGAAGAGGAAGAGGAGAAGGAAGAGGAGUUUGGGAGUUGUUAUACUGUAAGUAGUAACCUUAAUAUUACGAUGACCUAACCACCAGGAUGAUUUUAUAUACUAAUUGAUUUCCCUUCAAAAAGUAUAUAUGUUGUUACUGUAAGAUAUAACGAUAGACGUCUAAUUACUAACUUCUAACGUGUGUGUGUGUGUGUGUGAGAGAGAGAGAGAGAGAGAGAGAGAGAGAGAGAGAGAGAGAGAGAGAGAGAGAGAGAGA